AUGGAUAACGUUGAUACGCUCAACCACUCUCGGCAAUUUCCUCAACAAAGCCCUGGCGUACUCGGAUUUGUAUAUCCGCCCACAACCUGCUUGCAACCACGACAUCAACGACCACAGGAAAUGGGUGCUGUGAGAGUUAUUAAGAACAAAGCUUUCUUCAAACGUUUCCAAGUGAAACACAAGCGACGUCGUCAAGGCAAAACCGAUUACUACGCAAGAACUCGAUUGACCAAGCAGGACAAGAACAAAUACAACACUCCGAAGUAUCGUCUCGUGGCUCGUUUCACGAACAAGGACAUUGUUGCGCAGAUUGCUUACUCAAAGAUAGAAGGAGAUGUGAUUGUCACAGCAGCAUAUUCGCAUGAGCUUCCGAACUAUGGGAUUAAGGUUGGCCUAACAAACUACGCCGCUGCAUACGCCACUGGUCUCCUCCUUGCUCGUCGUCAUUUGAAAAACUUACAACUUGACAAAACAUUCAGAGGACAAGAUGAUGUGAACGGCGAGUACUUCGUUGUUGAAGAAGAAAACGGUCGUAGACCGUUUAAAGCUGUGUUAGAUGUGGGAUUAUCUAGAACGACUACUGGCUGCAAAAUUUUUGGGGUCAUGAAAGGAGUGGUUGAUGGUGGUAUCGAUAUUCCCCACAGUGAGACCCGUUUUUUUGGCUAUGAUUCCGAAACGAAGAAAUACGACGCAGAAGCACAUCGAGACCGCAUUUUCGGAAAGCAUGUGGCUGACUAUAUGCGAUUGCUCAGAGAAGAAGAUGAGGAAGCGUACAAACGCCAAUUUUCCCAGUUCAUUGUCAAUGGUGUUGAGCCCGAUGAUCUGGAGCAGAUGUACAAGAAUGCUCACGAUGCGAUCCGCCGUAAUCCGGAUCACAUUGCGAAGCCAAAGAAAACUAUCAGGAAACCUAAGAGCUAUCGCAAACACAAGAUCAGUUUGAACGAAAGAAAGAAGCGCAUUGAGGAAAAGAAACAGCUUUUGUUGCAGCUCAAGGAGCAACAGAAUGCUACAUCGUAG
Messenger RNA from Necator americanus (New World hookworm), 1017 nucleotides. RefSeq lists its product as uncharacterized. The record is from RefSeq and is a predicted model, not a curated record. Lineage: Eukaryota; Metazoa; Nematoda; Chromadorea; Rhabditida; Ancylostomatidae. Gene Ontology annotation, biological process: translation; ribosomal large subunit assembly. Bases 1 to 1017 code for a protein of 338 amino acids. Gene Ontology annotation, cellular component: ribosome; cytosolic large ribosomal subunit. Gene Ontology annotation, molecular function: structural constituent of ribosome; 5S rRNA binding. The transcript has 10 exons.